AUUCAUAAAAUCAUCAUACAAAAAAAUAUUUUAUUAGUUACACUAUACUGGGUAAGAUGGAAUACUGCUCAUCAUGGUUGAUGGUUUUCCUUUGCCUUGUACUACUUCUUUCUCAAUCUUUGAGCCUUUCAUCUAUUCCUUCAUCUUCUAUGUUGUGUCAUCCUGCUGAGAGCUUUGCUUUGCUCCAAUUCAACAACUCCUUUUCCAUCAAUCCAAAGUUCUUCGAAGAUGUCCUCGAUGAUAUUAUGCAUCCAAAGACGGUCUUUUGGAAGAAUGGUACGGACUGUUGUUCAUGGGAUGGAGUGUUGUGUGAUAGUAUUUCAAGUCAUGUAAUUGCCCUUAACUUGAGUACUAGCUGUCUUCAAGGUCCUCUUCACUCCAACAACACUCUUUUCUCACUCAGCCAUCUCCAAACUUUAAUCCUUGACAACAAUGAUUUCUAUGGCUCUCAAAUUCCUCCUGAAUUUGGAAAUUUUGCCAACUUGAAAAAGCUUAGCCUCGAUAAUGCAAAUUUUUCGGGUUGUGUCCCCAUCGAAAUAUCUCACCUAUCUAAAUUGUCUUAUCUUUCUUUUUCUUCCAGCUCAAUUACUCGGCAGAAAUAUGUUUAUUUAGAGACUUUUGUCUUAAAAAGAAUGCUUCAAAACUUUACGAAAAUUAAACAUCUUUCCCUGAGUGAUGUCGCCAUGUCUGAUGUCGAACUAGUUACUUCCUUUGUGAAUGUAUCUUAUUCUUUGAUGCUUCUUGAUCUCUAUCAAUGUGGAUUGCAAGGAAGAUUCCCAGAAAAUGUCUUUCGCUUACCGCAUCUCCAUCACCUUGAUUUAGGGUACAAUUAUGAUCUGACAGGUUCUCUACCCACAUUUAAUUGGAGAAGUCCACUCAGGUACUUAGAUCUUUCUCAGUCUAGAAUCUUUAUAGAUUUAUCGUACUUGUGUACAAGUUCCAUGUCUUUGGAGAAACUUUAUCUCCAAAAUUGCAGUUUUAAAGUAUCAUCAUAUCCUAAAAUGUGGACUAACCUCACUCAAUUAGAAAACCUCACUGAUUUAAGCUUGAGUGACAAUAACUUUGGCAGUCAAAUUCGACAGAGUUUUCCAAAUCUACAGCAUCUCAAUUAUUUGGAUCUUUCUGGCAAUAAUUUUGUUGGCAAUAUUUCUGAAAUUUCGAAAACAAAUUCCACCCAAAUUUUACUCAGGAAAUUAGAUACCCUCUUUUUGAGUAAUAACUUGCUCACUGGAUCAAUACCUUCUUGGAUCUAUUCUCUUCCAUUUUUGUUCUAUUUACGCUUGGACGGUAACAACUUAACAGGCCCAAUAAAAGAAUUCCAAUCAAAAUCUCUUGAACAUCUUUAUUUGGGUUCCAAUAAAUUGAGUGGCCGAAUUCCAAGCUCAUUAUUUCAACAUGAGAAUAUUGCAAGUCUAGAUAUCUCAUCUAAUAAUUUGGAUGGUAUUCUAGAGUUAAACACAUUUUCAAUGUUGAAAAAUUUAGAGGAGCUCGACCUUUCUUUUAACAAUUUCACUGUGAGCUCAAAUAAAUAUGUCAAUGAUAGUUCUUUUCCACAACUUCACUCUUUGAGUUUGGCUUCAUGCAAUAUUAGUGCCUUUCCAUACUUUUUAAAAAGUAUGAAAAGUCUAAAGAACCUACAACUUUCCCACAAUCAAAUCCAUGGCAGGAUUCCUGAAUGGUUAUGGAAUCAGACAAGUUCAUUAAAUUACAUGAACAUUUCUCACAAUUCUUUGACACAUGUAGAGCGAAUUUCACUAAAAAGCUUAACCUAUUUAGAUCUUCGCUCUAACAUGAUUCAAGGGGAUCUUCCAAUUGUCCCCAUUUCCUUGAGGUUUUUUUUUAUCUCAAACAAUCAACUAUCUGGAGAGAUACCCUCAGCAUAUUGCAAUUUGAGGGAGUUGAUAAUCCUUGAUUUCUCUAGUAAUAAUAUUCAUGGAAAAAUUCCUCCAUGCAUUGGAAAUAACUUCACUCUUGUAUUGGAUCUGCAUAUGAAUAAUUUAAGUGGAGAAAUCCCUCAUGAGUUCGGAAACUUAAUUCAUAUGAGGAGUUUACACCUUAGUGAAAAUCAACUAGAAGGACCCCUACCACAGUCAUUGCGCAAUUGCACAAAUUUGACAGUUUUAGAUGUGGGUAACAACAAGAUAAAUGAUAUCUUCCCUCACUGGUUGGAAGAGCUUCCAUCACUUCAGGUUCUUGUUUUGAAAUCCAAUAAAUUUCAUGGUUCCAUAGGAGUGCCUAAGGUUAAAUCUCCAUUUCACAAGUUGCAAAUCUUAGAUCUCUCUAAUAAUGAAUUCGGCGGCCUUCUACCAACAAAGCAUUUUGAAGGUUUCAUGGCAAUGAUGGAUGGACAUACAAGGAGUAACUUGACACACAUAGGAAGUUACUAUUACCAAGAUUCUGUGAUUGUUGAUAUGAAAGGUUUUGAGCGUUUACUGGAAAAAAUCAUAAGUAUUUUCAUAACAAUCGAUUUCUCAAGAAAUAACUUUGAAGGGGAGAUUCCAAAAUCGAUUGGGAUGUUAAAAUCACUUAAAGGGCUCAAUUUUUCUCAAAAUAAAUUAAAUGGUUCUAUUCCAUUGUCGCUGAUAAAUUUAAGUAAUCUUGAAUGGUUUGAUCUUUCUUCAAAUGAGCUAGUAGGAGAGAUUCCCGACAAAAUGACAGAUUUGACACAACUUUCUUACUUAAACCUUUCGCAUAACAAUUUAGUGGGAUCAAUACCUCGUGGAAACCAAUUUGAUACAUUCAACAAUGAUUCAUAUAGUGGAAACAAUGAAUUAUGUGGGCCUCCAUUAUCUAAAUUAUGCAACAAUGACAAGGCAAAACAAAGUGAGGAUGAUCAUGGUGAACAUGCAAAUCAUGGAAUAUUUGACUGGAAGAUUGUGAUGAUGGGAUAUGGAUGUGGAAUGAUAAUCGGAAUAUCUAUUGGAUAUAUAGUGCUUUUUACUACAAGGUCUCACUUUUGGAUUAAGAAAAUGGUUGGAGAUGAAAUAAGAGGAAGACAUGGAAGACGUCAUAAAACAGAUGCUCACCUCAGAAGGAGCUAGAAUAACAAACUCCCUUGAUCAUGAUCUUGGAAAAUCGGAAGUUAUGAAAGGUGGAAUCGUGUUGGUUGAAGUUCGCUUAAGUCACAAAUAUCGUUUAUUUGGCUAAACAACGGCAUGGGGUCUCAUCUUAUUUCAAUUGUUUUUUUUUAAGUCUUUUUCCCUUAUAUUAAAUACCUUUUUCCAUUUUAUAAUCCAAUUGUAUUUGAAACGCUAUGUUUAAUAUUAAGGUUUCGAGUUGUUUAUUAACUAAUCAAAUUAUCAUGCA
Humulus lupulus (European hop) is the source of this 3306-nucleotide messenger RNA. Its product is annotated as receptor-like protein 7. Gene Ontology annotation, molecular function: protein binding. The coding region runs from base 57 to 3041 and encodes 994 amino acids. The record is from RefSeq and is a predicted model, not a curated record. The transcript is spliced from 2 exons. Lineage: Eukaryota; Viridiplantae; Streptophyta; Magnoliopsida; Rosales; Cannabaceae.